This is a messenger RNA of Maylandia zebra (zebra mbuna), 1407 nucleotides long. Its product is annotated as hydroxysteroid 11-beta-dehydrogenase 1-like protein. The record is from RefSeq and is a predicted model, not a curated record. Gene Ontology annotation, cellular component: intracellular membrane-bounded organelle. NCBI's taxonomy places the organism in Eukaryota, Metazoa, Chordata, Actinopteri, Cichliformes, Cichlidae. Gene Ontology annotation, molecular function: oxidoreductase activity.
UGGCAGAAACUUCUAAAGCUUAGCAUUUCCGAUCAGUUGCUACCAAACUGCCAUAAUGGGCGCUGUCACAAAAAUUCUUUUAGCUAGUAUAUGUGUUGCUUUCCUGGCUGCCAAAUGGACUUCACCCAGAUUUGAUGCUGAUUCUCUCAAAGGGGCUAGGGUACUGGUGACUGGGGCCAGUACAGGUAUUGGUGAACAAAUGGCGUAUCAUUAUGCCCGCUUUGGAGCCAAAAUUGUUAUCACAGCAAGGAGGGAGAAAGUCUUACAGCAGGUAGUAGAAAAAUGUCUGAGUUUAGGAGCCCAGAAAGCUUUUUAUAUAGCAGCAGACAUGGCGAAUGAGGCUGACCCUGACAAAGUGGUGGAUUAUGCUCUGGAGAAGCUGGGAGGUUUGGAUUACCUGGUCCUCAAUCACAUUGGGCCUAGCCCCUUCAGCAUGUGGAAGGGAGAUGUGGAUCACACCAAAUGGCUGAUGAAGGUCAAUUUCUUCAGCUAUAUUCAGAUGGCCUGGAAAGCUUUGCCCUCCCUUGAGCAAAAUAAAGGAUCGCUGGUUGUUGUCUCAUCGCUCUUAGGUAAAAUAACUUCUCCUUUCGUGGCGCCAUAUUCCUCAACCAAAUUUGCCUUGAACGGGUUCUUUGGGUCUCUUCGUCAUGAGCUGGCUAUGAAGAAGAGCAACGUGUCCAUCUCUGUCUGCACACUCGGUCUCAUUGAUACCGACUCAGCUAUGGAGAAAGUCCGGGGCGUCACUGAUGUACCAGCCUACCCCGCCACAGAUGCUGCAUUGAACAUCAUCAUUACGGGAUCUACAAGGCAGCCAGAGCUUUUCUACCCUUGGUUCACAUACUUUAUAGUUAUCACCAAAGACUGGUUUCCUUCUCUCACAGAUUAUAUGACCCAGAACUCCUACAACUACAUCCCAUGAAGAGCAUUUAUUCAGCACAACUGAAGCACAAUUAUACAUGUUCCUAAUUAUAAAUAUCAACAUUUAAUUUGGAUUUUGGCCUAGCUCUUUGACAUUUUGAUGCACCCAGUUUUGCGGGAACAUUUCUGACAUUUCAGUUUCCACUUUUCUCAUCAUUUCUUUGAGAACAGUCCAGUAAUAAAAUGUAUACAGAUAGAAAAGCUCAGGACUUGGGAUUUUACUUUUUAGGCUACUAUUUUAACAUUUUAGACAUUAGUGUCUGUGUCAAUAGUACAGCCACUGCUGUCCAAACAUUAUUGCACUAGUACUUGAAAACUCAGAAGAAAAAAGUCUGAUUUACUACUGAUAAGACAACCUCACCCCUCCAUUCAGCCCUCCCACACACAGACACAAUACCUCACAUGAGAUUUGGUUAUGAAAUAAAUGAAUACGUUUCGUGUUGCUGCUGUUGCUGCUGAUAAUGAACACAAAAAAAUAAACCAGCUUCC